CCCUGCUGCUCUAAUUGCCGACAAUGCCGCCAUGAGGAGAGGCCGUACCAGACACCCCUUCAGUGGUACAAUAAAACAUCUCAUCUGCUUCCACGAACCGGAGGAUUGACUGACUGCCUGCGCUGCUGCCGCCUCAACUCUCGGCGCCUGGUGGAUGGGCCACUGUCUUGGUCACCAAUGCUGUACCUCCAGACGUCCCCACCUCCCACCUGUCUGGGCUGCUCCCAGGCCGAGGGAAGACGCCGGAUAAUGGAUAUGUGA
This is a messenger RNA of Protopolystoma xenopodis, 261 nucleotides long. The record is from the annotation of a GenBank genome assembly. NCBI's taxonomy places the organism in Eukaryota, Metazoa, Platyhelminthes, Monogenea, Polystomatidea, Polystomatidae.